GCAUUAAAUAAAAAUACAUUUAUGCCCUUAAAGAUUGCUUAAAUCUUGAUUUAAAAUGUCUCUAGACGUACAGGGAACGUUUGUGUCUCAGAAGAUCAAUAAAAUCAGGUGGAUACCUGAAGAUUACGUUGAAACAAAGUGUUUUUUAACUGGAAGUUGGGACGACUACACAAAUUUUGUCAAAGUUUGGUCAUUUGAGAAACCCCACGAAGAUGAUGAUGAUGAUGUGGAGUAUCCUCGUACAUUAUCGGAGUACACUGUGGAAGAUGACGUUACGCAAAUAAAGUUCACAGAAAAGAAUAAAAUAGCCGUAUCUACGUCCGAUGGAGAGGUUAUUUUGCUUGCAAUAAGCGCGUAUGAGAAGGAUAUGCCGUUGAAGGAAGUGUUUCACUGGAAAAAUUUACAUAAUUUUGGCUCAGAGCAGUGUUCAUGUACGUCUUUAGACACAAUAGAAGGCGACAUAGUGUCCAUAGGUGAAGAUGGCCAUAUCAACAUUCUCAGCGGACGGAGAGGAGACAUCACACGCUCUAUCAAAGAAGCUGAUAGCUGCUCUUUACAUUCUGUUUGCUUUUUUAAACAUAAUGAACUAAUAACAGGCAACAUUCGCGGUCAUAUGAAGAUUUGGGAUCUUCGGUCUCCAGAAGACAAACCUGCUGCAUCAUUUCUUCUAGCUGGAGAUGAAGCGGCUGCCACCUGCAUUGUUAACCAUCCUACUCAGCCACAUAUAGUUCUUGCGGGCUCAGAAUCUGGAGCACUAGCUGUAUGGGAUCUACGUGUGAACUCAUUCCCAACAUCUCUACUUAAUGCUCAUGCUGCUGGUGUGUCAGAAAUGCAAUUCCACCCUGAAAACCCUCAUAAACUAAUUUCAUGCUCUGUUAGCGGAGAGAUAUGGGACUGGAACAUGGAAUCGCUGACCAAAAGUACAAAAGGCCCUGAUAAUCAACCGUCUACAUGGAUGCCCUUGGAGGAUAAAAGCCCUAUGAUGGUAAACUCACUCAUGCCAACGCUACAUAAGGCAAUUAACACUCUCGAUUGUGACAGAGGAAGGAUCCUUUGUGGUGCUGAUAAUGAAGCCGUGUAUUUAAUGAAGAAUUACAAAUAUUGAUUGGUCAGUUACGUAAUAAAACAGGUUCUUUUUAAAUACAGGUAUUUUUAUUUAUUGAAGUAAAUACACUUAGAAAUAUUAUUAUAUCAAGUUUAUAAACUAAACACCAAGUCAGUCUUUGCUUGCCUAGUCAAAGUAUUGGUAAAAUAUUAUACAAUAACGUUUUGAAAUAGUUCUUACAGGUUUGGAAUAAAAUUUACAAGUAAAUUACAAAAUAUCAAUAAAAGGCACCAUGGUGAAAACACAAACGCUGCAAUCUUG
Molecule: messenger RNA, 1366 nt
Organism: Hyposmocoma kahamanoa
Lineage: Eukaryota; Metazoa; Arthropoda; Insecta; Lepidoptera; Cosmopterigidae
Gene: Nup43
Product: nucleoporin Nup43
Exons: 3
Coding region: 56-1105 (349 amino acids)
Cellular component (GO): nuclear pore outer ring
Molecular function (GO): protein binding
Source: RefSeq, a predicted model, not a curated record